Molecule: messenger RNA, 5553 nt
Organism: Closterium sp. NIES-65
Lineage: Eukaryota; Viridiplantae; Streptophyta; Zygnematophyceae; Desmidiales; Closteriaceae
Source: the annotation of a GenBank genome assembly
AUGGCUACCCCUAGUGUCCUAGCUUUUGACGCUGAGGGUCGCGCCAUUGAUUUUGAGGUCUGGUUAGACGACCUGCAGCUGUUCUUACAGUGCGACAGGGCUGACGACCUUUCUCUCUUUGAUCUCACCUCUGGCGCCUCUCCUGCUCCUGCUGCUGAUGCUGAUCCCGCUGUCCGCUCUAAGUGGGCCACCCGCGAUGCUGCUGCACGUCUUGCUGUGCGUCGCCACCUCCCUACCUCUGAGCGUGCGCACUUCAGUCAGUACAAGAGUGCUCAGACCUUGUACGACGCUGUAGUUGCGCGCUACUCCUCCCCUGCCACUGCUGCACUGAGCCGUCUCAUGCUUCCCUACCUCUUUCCUGACCUCUCUGCCUUUCCCACUGUCGCUGACCUCAUUACGCACCUCCGCACUAGUGACACUCGCUACCGCGCCGCCCUUCCUGCUGAGUUCUGCGCUAAGAACCCCCCCCCCAUGUACAUCGCUCUCUACUACGUAGUCGCGCGCCUCCCUGACUCCCUUCGAGUCGUCAGGGACCACUUUCUCGCAGUCUGUCCCACCACCCUCACCGUCGACCUCCUCGAGAAGGCCCUCCUCGCAGCGGAGAAGAGCAUAGUCGCUGUAGGUGCUUCUCGUGGUGACCCUCGCACCCCCAUCUUUGAGGGGUGCUCUCCUUCCCCCUUGCUGCCCUCUGUUGCCUCUGCUGCUGCUGCUGCCGACCUGCUUGGUCUUGAGUCGGUCGACGCGGCGUCUGCCCCUAGUGGGAGACGCCGCUCCAGCAAGGGCAAGGGGGGCAAGGGCGCGGGUGGAGCUGGAGGGGGCGGUGGCGGUGGCGGCGGUGGCGGCGGAGGGAGUGGGGGUGGCGGCGGGACUAGUGGCGGGGGUGGUGGUGGUGGUGGUGGCAGCAGCGGCGGAGACGGUGGUGGUGGUGCCACCGGUGGUGGUGGAGGCAGCGGCGGAGGUGGAGGCGGUGGAGGUGGCAGCGGAGGGGGCAGUGGUGGUGGAGGAGGUGGAGCUGGUCGGGGUGGUACCCAGCAGCAUAGCGGCGGUGGUGGUGGCCAGCGCUCGCAGCGGCAGCAGCAGCAGCGCUCGCGGGACAUCCCUUUGCCUCAGCAGCUUCGUGAGUGGUACGCUGGGCGUCAGAGGGGUGGGGGUACUGGUCCCUGCACCUACGUUCUUCGUUCCGGCGACCAGGCGGGUGAGCAGUGUGGGGGUGCCCACGCCACCCAGCGCUGCUUUGGCCGCCUGACGGACGCCUGGCGUCAGCAGUUCCCUGGGGCUAGUGAUAUCCCUCGCUGGGAUGAGCUUCUCAGGGCUGGUGUAGCGAUCUUUGAUCUUGAUUUUGAUGCUAUCCUUACUGCUAUGUAUGUUGUGGAUUAUAGUGAGGAGAAUGAGGGUUACCGUUGUUUCCAGCCCGACCCGGGCAUUGGUACUGCUGCGCUAGGUACUUGUGAGGCUGCUGCUCUAGGUGCCAGUGCGUCUGCGCUCUCAGGUACUGGUGAGACUGCGCUCUCAGCGGACCUGCAGGAUGUGGGUGUUCACCAGUUCACUCCUGCGAGUCAGCGGGUGACCCACUGCACGGAGGCACGCACAGGCCGACACCUGGCCACGUUCUCGCGUCGGCCGGGGUCGAGUCUCUACACCCUGACCGUUGAGUCUCCUCCUGUCCCUGCGUCUGGUCAGGUGGCUGCGUCGGGUCAGGUACUUGCUGCUGCGUCCUGGUCAGGUCCUGAGUCUGCCCCCUGUUCUUGUCGCCUCCUGUCUCACGAGACUCUCCUGUGGCACCACCGUCUUGGCCACCCCUCCUUGCCCCGUCUUCGGAGCAUGGCUUCCCGUGUCCUUGUCUCUGGUCUUCCCCAGUCUCUCCCUCCUCUCCCCUCCGGGCCAGGACCUUCCUGUGUCCCCUGUGUCGAGGGUCGCCUCCGGGCUACUCCUCACUCCUCCCACUUCCCCCCGACAGAGGCUCCCCUGCAGACGCUUCACAUGGAUGUGUGGGGCCCAGCCCCCGUCCGUGGGCAGGGUUACGAGCGCUACAUCCUGUUGGUGGUUGACGACUACUCGCGUUACACCACAGUCCUCCCCUUGCGCAGCAAGGGUGAGGUCACUGAGGUGCUGAUCGACUGGAUCCGCGAGGCUCGUCUCCAGCUCAGGAAGAGCUUCGGCUCGGACUUUCCUGUUCUGCGUCUGCACUCUGACAGAGGCGGAGAGUUCUCUUCUCGCCUUCUGCGAGACUACUGUCGUGCACGGGGGAUCCGCCAGACCUUCACGCUUCCGGACUCACCACAGCAAAAUGGGAUUGCUGAGCGCCGCAUUGGCAUGGUCAUGGAUGUCGCUCGUACGUCCAUGAUGCAUGCGGCUGCCCCCCAUUUUCUGUGGCCGUUUGCGGUGAGGUACGCGGCGCAUCAGCUCAACCUUCACCCCCGGGUCUCUCGGCCUGCGAUGUCCCCAGCCUUGCUGUGGACGGGGAAGGUUGGCGAUGCGUCUGUGUUCCGUGUCUGGGGAUCUCGGGCGUUUGUCCGCGACUUGUCUGCGGACAAACUGUCCCCUCGUGCUGCUCCCUGUGUCUUCCUUGGCUUCCCCACUGACGCCCCAGGGUGGCAGUUUUACCACCCCUCCUCUCGUCGUGUUCUGUCCUCCCAGGACGUCACGUUCGACGAGUCAGUCCCCUUCUACCGUCUCUUCCCCUACCGCACUCCUUCCCUCCCCCCUCCCCCGGACUUCCUUGUGCCGGUUCCCCCCCCGGUAGACCCCCUCCCCCCUCAGGUUCCUGCCCCCUCAGGUGUGUCCCAGGUAGACGCCGUUGACCCGGUCGAGGUUACUGGUGACUCUGGUGCUGCUGCGGGUGCUGAGCCUGGGGGUGCUGACUCUGGGGGUGCUGUGCGUGGGGGCGCUGAGCCUGGGGGUGCUACUGCUGGGGGUGCUGGGCCUCAGGGUACUACUGCGGAGGGUGACGAGCCUGGGGGUGCUGAGCCGGGGGGUGCUGUGCCUGGAGGUGCUGGGUCUGGGGGUGCUGGGUCGGGAGCUGCUGAGCCUGGGGGUGCUGAGGUGGGAGCUGCUGGGCCUGGGGGUGCUGCGUCUGGAGCUGCUGAGCCUGGGGUUUCUCCUGCUGCUGCGUCUCGCCGGGAGCCCCUCUCUCCACAGGAGCUGCGCGAGUGGUUCGCUCGCCGCUGGAGGCGUGCUGCUGAGUCUGGAGGUGCUGCUGGAGCUGGAGCUGGAGCUUCUUCGACCGUCGAGGGUGCGGGUGCUGCCGGUCCCGGAGCUGCUGGACCUGCGGGUCCUCCCGGAGCAGGAGCUGCUGCGGGCGCUGGUGCUGAGUCUACCUCUGUUGGUCCUGCCGCUGGAGGUGUGGGUGGCGCUGGUGCUGUCGCUGAGGGUGCUGGUGCUGUCGCUGAGGGUGCUGGUGCUGUCCCUGCUGCGUCUGGAGCUGCCGCGCGGCCUCGGCCGUACUUCGUUCCGCUCCUGCAGCAGGUUCUUGGUCUUUCUCCUCCAGUAGAGGGUCCACCGCCUGUCCAGUCGCAGUCCCUGCUGGAGCCUUCCUCUCCACUGCCUGCUCCCUCUCCUUACACUGGUCCUACUGGAGGUCUUGCUGAGCGUCGUGAGCCUGCGUCUCGUCCCGCGUCGCCUGUUCGCACUGCCCGCGCUAGUGGUCGCAGUUCGCGUCAGCGUCCUCCUCCUGUCCCUGGCACGCACCGGAUGUCUUUGCGUCCGUCCACUGCUCCUCUGCGUGCCCCUUUGCCUUCUCCUCCUGAGUCCUCUCUUCCUGCGCUUGCCGACCCUGGGUCGGACUCUCUUCGUGCUGCCAGUCCUACUGUCACGCGUCUGCUUGCUACUGUCGUCACUGACCCCUCUUUUGAGUCCACUGCUGCGUCUGCUCUAGACGCUGAGCUCGUCGACUUUGCUGCUCGCUGUCGUCUCGACUACGCUGCUGGUCUUGUUACUGAGUCUGCGUCUGUCUGUCCUCCGUCCGUCGGGGGUGAGUGUGCUCUUGGCACGGACGUCCUAGAGGACAAGCAGGAGGAGUUACAGUGUCUAGCGACUGCUUCACCUCAUCUCGCGUCUGUACUGCUUGCCCCUGAGGGAGACCCGGAUGCACUAGACAUCCCGACUCCGCGUUCUUACGCGGAGGCCGUAGAGGGUCCCUACUCCUCUCAGUGGCAGGCAGCUAUGGAUGCAGAGAUGGCUUCCUGGAAGUCCACAGGCACCUACGUUGACGCGGUUCCCCCUCCUGGGGCGAACAUCGUCAGUGGCAUGUGGAUCUUCAGGGUGAAGCGGCCGCCGGGCUCUCCACCUGUCUUCAAGGCACGGUACGUUGCUCGUGGCUUCAGUCAGCGGCAGGGAGGUAGCCUGCACGAGGAGAUCUGGCUUCGCCGUCCACCUGGCUUCACUGGGACUUUCCCUCCUGGCACCCAGUGGAGCCUCCGACGGCCAGUCUACGGUCUCCGCCAGGCACCGCGUGAGUGGCACGACACACUGAGGACUACGCUUGCGGCUCUUGGGUUUGCUCCUUCUACUACUGACCCGUCGCUGUUUCUUCGCACCGACACUUCCCUGCCGCCGUUCUACAUCCUCGUGUACGUCGACGACUUGGUCUUUGCCACAGCGGACACUGCUGGACUCGCCUACGUGAAGUCCGAGCUGCUGAAGAGACACACGUGCACAGACCUGGGUGAACUGCGCAGCUACCUUGGCUUGCAGAUCACUCGGGACAGAGCACGCCGCACCAUUACCUUGACUCAGUCACACAUGGUGCAGCAGGUCCUUCAGCGCUUCGGCUUCACGUACUCCUCGCCUCAGGCCACUCCUCUGCCUACUCGCCACUCACUCUCAGCUCUGCCUUCGGAUGAGUCCGUAGAGUCGAGUGGUCCGUAUGCAGAGCUUGUUGGCUGCCUCAUGUACCUGAUGACCUGCACACGACCUGACCUUAGAUACCCUCUGAGCAUUCUUGCUCGCUAUGUUGCUCCUGGGAGACACAGACCAGAGCACAUGGCUGCAGCGAAGAGGGUAUUGCGCUACCUGUGCAGCACGUCGGGCAUGGGGCUAGUGCUUGGAGGGCGGAGUCCAGUGGUCCUUACCGGCCACGCGGACGCUUCUUGGGCUGACGACCAGGCUACGCAGCGGUCGUCACAGGGUUACACCUUCAGCCUUGGUUCCGGCUCUGUCUCGUGGCGGUCUACUCGCUCGUCUUCGGUUCUCGGCUCCAGUUGUGAGGCUGAGAUCUACGCCGGGGCCAUGGCUGCACAGGAGCUUCGCUGGCUCACCUACCUGCUGACUGACCUUAGAGAGCCACCUCGUUCUCCGCCAGUGCUGUACGUAGACAACAAGGCCAUGCUGGCCUUGUGUCGAGAGCAGCGCUUGGAGCACAGAACGAAGCACAUUGCUCUCCGCUACUUCCUUGCUCGUGAGCUGCAGCAGCGUGGUCAGUUACGACUUGCGUACGUGGCCUCUGAGGCCAAUAGUGCUGAUGUGUUCACCAAGGCACUCGCGCCUUGUGACCAUCAGCGCUUUUGCACCCAGCUGGGUCUUGUGCCUGUCUUGCCUCACUUGCUCUCCUCUUGA